ACAAACACUGUGUAGUUGUUGUUGUUGCUAAAAUUUCAUGUAAAAUGUCGUUAGUCCAGAUCAGGUUCUCCAUUUGAACGCACAUACAUAUUUAGAUAAACAUAAAUACCUGUGGUAUGCGUAGCACGCUGUCAACAAGAUAAUUGAACAUUGCGUAUUUUUAGUCUUACCUGAAUUAGCUUAACACGUUAAAAUGGCAGUUCGAGUGCAAAACGGUUACAAAAAGUAUGGAAAUGUAAAUUUCAUACUUAAAAACCUUAACGUUAAUGUCGGUCAUGGAGAAAUAUAUGGACUACUUGGAGCCAGUGGUUGUGGGAAAACUACCUUAAUUUCCUGCAUAGUUGGGCUUCGUCAGCUUGACAUGGGGGAAGUCACGCUGUUUGGCCAGCCUCGUCCGGACAACCUUGGUCGAAUGUGUGGAUACAUGCCACAGGAAAUAGCACUUUUAAACGUGCUGACCAUCAGGGAAACGCUUGAAUAUUUUGGGAUGCUUUAUGCCAUGGAUGAAUUUGAAAUUGAAAAGCGUAUCAAUUUCCUCACCACGUUCCUUGAUCUUCGCAAAAUAAAUCAUCCAAUUCAUAGUUUGAGUGGUGGACAAAAAAGACGCGUUUCGUUGGCCGUGGCUAUGAUCCAUAAUCCAAAGAUCCUUGUUCUUGAUGAACCCUGCGUCGGGUUGGAUCCAUUGUUAAGGCAGAGAAUUUGGGGAUAUCUAGUUGACCUUUCGCGCAAUUAUGGAGCUACAAUACUUAUGUCAACACAUUACUUAGAGGAAACUAAGUCCUGCGAUAAGGUCGGAUUUAUGCGAGGGGGUCGUCUCCUAGAAGAGGACAGUCCGAAAUCUUUACUCUGCAAGUAUGAAGUCGCAACCAUGGAAGGCGCCGUGUUACACUUGUGUAGAAAAGAUGAUAACAAUACCGACGAAGACCCAAUAAGCUUUGCCUUUGAAUCCGUAAAGCUAACGAAAUACAUCUCAAAUUCCAUGUCGACUAAAGUGAUAAGAAAUGACGGGGAGUCCAUUUCACUCCCACGUGUCAAGAGCAACCACGCCAAAAUUAUUCACGCUCUCAACUUGAAAUGGUGGAAUCGAUGUCGUCGGGAUUGGAGGCUUUUAAUUGGAAUGCUGAUCGUUCCAAUUUUCUGUGUCCUCACCUUUGAAAAUAUUGUGGGGCCGGAACCUCACGGCGUAAGAUUUGGCAUCGUCCACAAUAAUCCCGAUUUCAAUAUAAGCGUUCCUAAUCACUGCAAUUAUGACACAUAUAAUAAGUCACAAUGCCUCGGGAAUGUCGGAAUUUGCAAUUUUCUGGACAAAUUUGAGACUGAUAAAUUUAAUUGGGUUCACGUUAAUUCGUACGAAGAUGGAAUGGAUUUAGUUGAAGCAGGAAGCGUUAUGGGAAUAAUAGAGUUCCCACUUGAUUUUAGUGUACACAUGAAAAAUAGAAUGUUGCUGCGUAAUUUUGCCGAUAAUGAAACCAUUCAUGGGUCCACAGUAUCUAUCAAGAUGGACGAAACAAACAACAUACUGUCAUCUUGGGCUCGGAAGAUCAUAGUCGACAAAUACCUGCUUUACAUAGACGCCAUUGCAACGGCUUGUUCUUUCAAUGGGAGCAUACAACCACCAUUACAGUUUUCCGCCAUUUAUGGAAGCAUAGGACUAUUCGAUGUCGUUUCUUUUAUUGAACCUGGUGCAAUAAUUAUAAACAUGUUUUCUUUGCCAAUGUCUCUUGUCAUAAUUUGGACGGAGGAUCGAGUCGCUGGUCUUGAAGGGAGAGACUUUGUCGCCGGAGUGCACCUUUGGCAUCGAUUCGUUUCGAACAUCUUGACUCAAAGUGUUAUGAUCUUCCUGCAAAUUGGAACAUUCCUCGCGUUGAUGUGCCACUUCUACGGCAUGGUGAUCCAUGGUUCACUCGCUCUGGCAGUUGGUUUGGUUUACUCGUCAGCGAUAACCGGGUUGAUGAUUGGUUUCAUGGUUGGGGCAUUGUGGGACAGUGUACUGGACGUUGUGUUCCUCAUAAUUUUUAUUUGUAUUGGUCAAAUUUUUACAACGGGAGUUAUGUGGCCCUUGGAAAUGGCGCCAUGGUUUGCCCGUAAACUAUUCGAGUGCUUCCCUGUUACGCAUGCGAUUGAGGCACUUCGGGCAAUUUGUAUCAGGGGGUGGAGCCUGACGAAUCCUGUUGUUGCCAUGGGCUUCCUACCGGCCGUUGGAUGGAUAACGAUUGCGCUGCUUGUUUCAAUCUUGGCAGAGCGAAAGAGAUAUAACUAGUCUUAAAGUGUACGUUGAAGUAAUAAAUUGAUAACAUCAGUAAAUACAACUUUAUGGGGCGGUAUACACAUACUCACGAAAUUUUACUUGUCAAAUAAAUCAAUGUAAUGUUUGCGUUUAUGAAAAGCAA
This is a messenger RNA of Folsomia candida, 2390 nucleotides long. RefSeq names its product ABC transporter G family member 23. NCBI's taxonomy places the organism in Eukaryota, Metazoa, Arthropoda, Collembola, Entomobryomorpha, Isotomidae. The transcript is spliced from 15 exons. Gene Ontology annotation, molecular function: ATP binding; ABC-type transporter activity; ATP hydrolysis activity. The record is from RefSeq and is a predicted model, not a curated record. Bases 194 to 2260 code for a protein of 688 amino acids. Gene Ontology annotation, cellular component: membrane.